Lasiodiplodia theobromae is the source of this 771-nucleotide messenger RNA. RefSeq names its product 3 exoribonuclease. The record is from RefSeq and is a predicted model, not a curated record. The transcript is spliced from 2 exons. Lineage: Eukaryota; Fungi; Ascomycota; Dothideomycetes; Botryosphaeriales; Botryosphaeriaceae. Gene Ontology annotation, biological process: poly(A)-dependent snoRNA 3'-end processing; rRNA catabolic process; U4 snRNA 3'-end processing. Gene Ontology annotation, cellular component: nucleolus; nuclear exosome (RNase complex); cytoplasmic exosome (RNase complex). The coding region runs from base 1 to 771 and encodes 256 amino acids.
AUGCCUCUCGACACGUCCUCAUAUUCGCUCGCCUUGCUGCGUCUUGACGGCCGCCGCUGGAACGAGCUGCGUCGCAUCCAUGCCCAGAUCAGCACCCAGGCCGCCGCCGACGGAUCGUCUUACCUGGAAAUGGGCAAUACCAAAGUCGUGUGCACCGUGACCGGUCCGUCCGAGGGCCGUCGCCAAGGAGGCGUUGCUGCUGCUCAGCGCGAAGGCGAGGCCAAGAUCGAGGUCGAGAUUGGCUUUGCGGGCUUCAGCGGCAUUGAGAGGAAGAGGAGGGGUCGUGGCGAUAAGCGCACGUCCGAAAUGCAGCAUACCCUUGUCCAAGCUUUCGCGUCGACCCUGCACACCCAGCGCUACCCUCACAGUACGAUCUCCAUAUCGCUACAUAUCCUUUCACAGGACGGCUCGCUGCUGGCCGCUUGCCUCAAUGCCGCCACCCUCGCUCUUGUCGAUGCUGGAAUCCCCAUGAGCGAUUACCUUGUUUCCUGCACGGCCGGCUCCACCGCCUCCUAUGCCGCCAACGACGAGCAAGCCGACCCGUUGCUCGAUCUGAACAACCUGGAAGAACAAGAGCUUCCGUUUCUGACGGUCGGCUGCUUGGGCCAGCGGGAGGAAGUGAGCGUGCUAGUAAUGGAGACCAAAGUGCAGAUGAGCAGACUCGAGGCCAUGCUGGCCGUCGGUGUCGACGGGUGCAAACGCGUGCGGGACAUCAUGGAUGGAGUGGUGCGGGCGCAUGGGAGACGAAUGCUGGAGGCCACCUCAAGCUGA